CCAGAGUCCAGCCCAGAGUCCAGCCCAGGAGUGAGCCUCCGCCCCCACCGAUGUCUGGCCUGGCUUUGGAGCUCUCCACCGGUGUCCUCUCUCCUCCUUGCGCCCCGCAGCCGGCCGCUGCAAUGAGUGACCCCGAGCUAGGCAGUGACAGCGACAGCGUGGCGCGCCACUGGCGCAGGUCCUGGUACGAGCAGCUGGUGCAGCCGUGUCUCGUGGAACUGCUGGGCUCUGCCCUCUUCAUCUUCAUCGGGUGCCUGUCUGUCAUCGGGAACGAGGCGGGCCUGGGGCUGCUGCAGCCGGCGCUGGCGCACGGGCUGGCCCUGGGCCUGGUCGUCGCCACGCUGGGGAACAUCAGUGGUGGACACUUUAACCCUGCGGUGUCCCUGGCAGCUAUGCUGAUUGGAGGCCUCAAGCUAAUGAUGCUCCUUCCCUACUGGAUCUCCCAGCUGUGCGGGGGGCUGAUUGGGGCCGCCUUGGCCAAGGCUGUGACUCCCGGGGAGAGGUUCUGGAAUGCGUCAGGGGCGGCCUUUGUGACGGUUCAGGAGAACGGGCAGGUGGCAGGGGCUGUGGUGGCGGAGAUCAUCCUGACCACCGUCCUGAUGCUGGCUGUCUGCAUGGGCGCUAUCAACGCGAAGACACAGAGCCCGCUGGCCCCGUUCUCCAUCGGCUUUUCUGUGACGGUGGAUAUCCUGGCAGGGGGAGCUGUGUCUGGAGCCUGCAUGAAUCCUGCCCGUGCCUUUGGACCUGCGGUGGUGGCCGGCCACUGGGAUUACCACUGGAUCUACUGGGUGGGCCCGCUCCUGGCCAGCAUGUUCGUAGGAAUGCUUGUCAGGUUUUUCAUUGGAGAUGCAAAAACCCGCAUAAUCCUAAAGGGAGAAUGAAACCAAGAUGGUGUCAUUCCUGCUGUUCUGGUGCCUUGUUCUGAGACUGCUCCUUGGCUGCAGAAAGGGCCGCUUCUACAUUUCUUCCUUGGACCGGUGCCCAGGAGCUGCUGGCUGGCUUCCUGACUUGGGUCCUACUUUUCAGACUGACUGCUGCUAGUCCUGAAGAUGGCUGAGCAUCUUCAAAUGCCUUUGUAUUCACCAGAGGCCUCAUCCUGGGAAUGUGUCACUAGUGCGUCCCAGGAGGUGGCAAAACUAGCCUAACAGAAAAUAUUUUUCCUUGACAGGGAGGGUCCUAGAGCUUGAGAGUAGUUGGAAGAGAUGGCUGUUUAUGUUCAGCAGUUCAUUUUCCCCCACCUCUUCCUCCCUCCCUGGUUGAUUGCUCUGUUGUAGCGAGUCUUCUGUGGCCUAAUUUACCUGCUUCCUGAGCUGCCGUUGGACUUUGUAAUAAAGAAUCUAUUACUUCCUUCCAUGUGUUCACUAGUUUCCCUUUCACUUCAGAAAUGAACUCAACUGGAGGGAAACUCAAAUGUCCAUGUUGGGUUUCAACUGCCCAGAAUCCAGUUAAGCCUCAAGCCUUGUUCAAGAUCCAGAAUCCAGAGAGGUACUUGGAGUAGUGGUAAAGCCAGAUCACCUAGACCCAUCUGGGUACUAUAAUCUCGGGCUCAGAGUCAGUAUCCAGUUUGGAUUCCAAGUCAGUUCCAGAUCAGAGAUCUCAAGACCCUGCUGAGAAGCCCAGCACAGAGCCUAGG
Sorex araneus (European shrew) is the source of this 1633-nucleotide messenger RNA. It is a transcript of the gene AQP8, whose product is annotated as aquaporin 8. Gene Ontology annotation, molecular function: water channel activity. Gene Ontology annotation, biological process: transmembrane transport; water transport. The transcript is spliced from 6 exons. Bases 51 to 881 code for a protein of 276 amino acids. Lineage: Eukaryota; Metazoa; Chordata; Mammalia; Eulipotyphla; Soricidae. The record is from RefSeq and is a predicted model, not a curated record. Gene Ontology annotation, cellular component: plasma membrane.